Messenger RNA from Cataglyphis hispanica, 1389 nucleotides. It is a transcript of the gene Dcps, whose product is annotated as m7GpppX diphosphatase. Gene Ontology annotation, molecular function: RNA 7-methylguanosine cap binding; hydrolase activity. Gene Ontology annotation, cellular component: P-body; nucleus. The coding region runs from base 174 to 1220 and encodes 348 amino acids. The transcript has 4 exons. The record is from RefSeq and is a predicted model, not a curated record. Lineage: Eukaryota; Metazoa; Arthropoda; Insecta; Hymenoptera; Formicidae. Gene Ontology annotation, biological process: deadenylation-dependent decapping of nuclear-transcribed mRNA.
CAUUAAACGGAACGCACCGGCAAGUGUCAAAAGAAACAGAAAUCCAUGAAGAAGAAAGAAUACACUUCCUAACGUGAUUCUUUUUUUAUUAUCGGCAAUCUUUUGUAUUUCCGACGCGCGCGUAUUUCCUUUUAUUAUUUUUGAGCUUAGUUGUUUACAUAGCGUGACGCGAUAUGGCAGAGAAAUGUGCAAAUGUCAAUGACAGAGAUAGCCCACCGACGAAGAAGAUAAAAUUGAACGACGAAGACGCGGUCGAGAAUACGGACGAGAGAGACACGAGUGAGAAUGAUACGACACGCGAAAUAGAACUGAACCUGUCGAAUUUCAAAGUGACGAAGGUACUGCAAAACAAUUGCGUACGGAAAUCGAUAUGUAUAGAAGGAACGUUCGAGGAUCGCGAAGGCUCAGCGAUCGUCUUGCUCGAACAGAAGAGUUUCCCUCAUGACAAGUUGAUUUUGGAGAAAGGUUUCUUUGACGAGAAAACGCUCUUCCGAAAUCAUUUCACCAACGAUAUUUAUAGGAAUUACGAUUGCUUUCCCACCGAGGAGUAUAACAGCAUACAUACGACCGUGAUAUAUCCUGCUACACAGAAUCAUAUCGAGAAAUAUAAGAGACAAGAAUUAUAUAUAAUAGAUGAAACAUAUGAACUUUAUCAACAAGUUACUCUUCCUUACAUAGAAUCAAAAAGUUUAAGUUUGGAGUGGAUAACAAAUAUUCUGGAACACAAAGCUGAACAGGAAAGUAUUAUUUAUGAGGAUUCUGACAAGAACACUGGUUUUGUAUUGGUGACAGAUUUCAAAUGGGAUAAACAGCUAGAUACACUAAAAUUAUUGGCUCUGCCAUUUCAAAAAAUAAGAUCAUUAAGAGAAUUGAAUGCCUCUCAUCUUCCUUUAUUAAGAAAUAUACGAGAUGCUGGGACAUCAGCAAUUAGUAAAAAAUUCAAUAUACCUGCAUCACAGCUUAGAAUAUAUUUCCAUUAUCAGCCGUCAUAUUAUUACUUACAUGUACACUUCUGCUACCUUAUGUUUGAAGCACCAGGAAUAUAUGUGGCAAAAGCGCAUCUUUUAUCAACAGUUAUAAACAAUUUGGAACUGAUGUCGGACUAUUAUAUGAAAGCAGUUCUUUCAUAUAUAGUGUUUAAAGAUAGUCCGCUCUUUGAAAAAUUUAAAUCUCAUGGAAUUCUAGAAAAAUCCACAUGUGAGACAUUAGACUGUAAAUGAUGAUAAGAGUGCAUUAUCUAUAUAUACAUAUAUAUCGAAACAAAUGUAAGUUAAGUUUUUUACUUGACUAUAUUAUUUGAGAUAAUAGAAUUAUAUAAUAUGUAUUUUAUUUAUUAUUUUAAAAUAAGAAAAAUGAUGCACAGCAUGGAGUGUUAUUAAUUAAAAACAA